This is a messenger RNA of Doryrhamphus excisus (bluestripe pipefish), 1374 nucleotides long. RefSeq names its product aldo-keto reductase family 1 member B7. Gene Ontology annotation, molecular function: oxidoreductase activity. Lineage: Eukaryota; Metazoa; Chordata; Actinopteri; Syngnathiformes; Syngnathidae. The record is from RefSeq and is a predicted model, not a curated record.
GCAAUCAUUAACUCCUGAGUUGAAACAACAGAAGCGCGGAAGAGUAUCCGCCGGGCACGGUUAGCUAGACGGUUGCUACACGAAUACACAAAGUGACUUUUGGAAAGAGGAAGGAAGGAUCGACUCAGCAAGAAAAAGGAAGACACGGUUUUGAUGCGUGCAGCGUUGGCACAUCAGCAGGGUCACGUAAAUGGACUACAGCACGGAAGGAACGCAAGCGGCCAGGAGUAUCGAACUGAACGAUGGCUCAAAAAUGCCACUUUUGGGUCUGGGGACAUGGAAGCCCUGCCAUCUUCCUCGCACGUCCGUCCAGGGCGCCGUGGAGGCCGCCAUCGCGGCCGGCUACCGCCACGUUGACACUGCGUCCUGCUACGGCAAUGAAGCGGACAUUGGCAAGGCGCUCCGCUCCAUGAUGCGGCAGGGCGUCAUCAGUCGCCAGGACAUGUUCAUCGUCAGUAAGUUGCGGCGUACGCAUUAUGGACUUGAAGACAUCCAACUGUGUCUCAAUAAAUCCUUGCAAGAUCUCCAGUUGGACUACCUGGAUCUAUACCUCCUACACUCCCCCGCUGGAAUAAAGAAAACGUGUGAGGACCAUGAAGCUUCUUCUAUAGACUAUGUGGACGUAUGGACGGGCAUGGAAUCACUGCUCGCUUCAGGAAAAGUAAAGAACAUCGGAGUGUGCAACUUUAACAUCAUGCAGCUGGAGAGACUUCUUGCUCUUUGUAAAAUUCCUCCUGCUGUCAAUCAGGUGGAGCUACAUCCAUACCUGACACAGCCAGAGCUGACAAAAUUCUGUAAAUCCCGGAAUGUUGCCCUGAUAGCCUUCAGCCCCUUCGGCUCCCCUGCAAGACCACCGCAACUAUUAAGAGAAGGUGCUGACCCAAAUAAGCUCCUGCAAGACCCAGUGGUUGCAGAAAUCGGCAAAAAGCACAAACGCAGCCCUGCACAGGUAUUGCUGAGGUACCACGUACAGCAAGGAAUUGCCGUCAUUCCCAGGAGUGACAAGUCUCAUCAUAUUCUUGAAAACACAAAGAUCUUUGACUUCUGUCUAAGCGAAGAAGACAUGACGGCACUGAGGGGAUUGGAACGAGGCUGGAGGGCCCUCCAUCUUGAUGAGUAAAUCCACGCCAUCUUUUGUAUCAUUUAUGAAAAUGGAUGAUUUGGCACGUUGCUUAUCUUUCUUUUUCUACACAAUAAAUAAAUAAAUAGCAUUAAAUUCCAUAAUAUUACUUGCACGAGUCAUGUGACACGAGGAGAAGUCAUACAAGAGAUGUCACUCACAAGUCAGGUCCUGAUGUUUUUGGGCAAAGUCCUUGCUGAUCUUUCAGCUUGGUUGGAUGAUUGGUUUCCUUCUGGAGACGACGAUAUCAACGG